GACGCGCCGGCGCGCCGGCCUUAAAAACGGCUUUGUGGGCCGGAACUCUCAUAACUGCUCCGACCUCUGAGUGCGGCGUUUUCUUCUUCUGGACAUCGGCGCCUCCGUGGACACGCACGUCCUGCGUGGCCUCUGUGCGCACCUUAGCCGAGCCUAGCAGAACGGAGCCCAACCUUUCCAAGCUGUUCGCCAUGGUGGACGAGCUGGUCCUGCUGCUGCACGCUCUCCUGGUGCGCCACCGUGCCCUGAGCAUCGAGAACAGUCAGCUCAUGGAACAGCUGCGGCUGCUGGUCUGCGAGAGGGCCACCCUGCUGCGCCAGGUACGUCCGCCGAGCUGCCCGGUGCCUUUCCCCGAGACGUUUAGCGGCGAGAGCUCGCGUCUUCCCGAGUUUAUCGUGCAGACGACGUCUUACAUGCUCGUCAACGAGAACCGGUUCUGCAACGACGCCAUGAAAGUGGCAUUCCUAAUCAGCCUGCUCACCGGGGAAGCUGAGGAGUGGGUGGUGCCCUACAUUGAGAUGGAUAGCCCCAUCCUGAGUGAUUACCAGGCCUUCCUCGAAGAGCUGAAACAGUGCUUUGGCUGGGAUGAGGAAGAAGAAGGUGAAGAAGAAGGCGAAGAAGAAGGCGAAGGAGAAGGCGAAGGAGAAGGCGAAGGAGAAGGCGAAGGAGAAGGCGAAGAGGAGGAAGAGUAUGGUUACUAGGCCUGGAGACCCUCUGGCCUAGGGGGUUGGGCCCUGCACGCGGCCACCCUGAGCCCCCCAUCCUGCUCCGCCCCUCCCACAGCUCCUUGCUUCUCCUAGCCCCCCGACCUUCUUCCCUGCCUCUGCCCUCCGGUUCUUUCCCUUCACUUCCUGUAGUGCUUGUCUUUGUUCCAAGAACUGUGCUCCAGUUACCUGCUGCAGGGACCGGGACUUAUCUCUGAAGCUCGCUGCCAUCCACUCUGGCCAGCCCCAGGACGCACCCCUGCUACUUUGGACUGUGUACCAAGCCCCAGCUGGUCAGACAGUGUGCAGCCCUGCCAACUGCCAGGCCUACAUCUGCCCAGAGACCUGCGCUGCCUCUACUCCACCGUCCACUACGUUCCAGCAACGGACCACCACCGCCUUUGGAGAUGAGGACCAGCCUAGAAGAUGCCUGCAUUGGCUGCACCUCCUUGGACAUUGAUAUGGACAUCUCACCAACCCCUGAAGGGGGGCCAGUCUUUCAACCUGGUUAGUUUCAUGCCUAUUCCCAGAGUGCCCCCUCCCCCACCACAUAGCUGCAGGGGCCUAGUGUUCCUGGCAGCCAAAUUGUCGACAUUCUUUUCUACUAUGCACCAGUUUUACAUAGCUGUCAUUUUUUUGUUUAACAAUUGCAGAAGUCACACAGAUGUGUGCAUUUGGACAAAAAUACUAAAAACAAACAAAAACAGGCAUUCAGCCCAGCUUCUCAAUACAAUCUGGAAAACGCAUUUGAGUUCUUUUCAAUAAAUAUC
Phyllostomus hastatus (greater spear-nosed bat) is the source of this 1474-nucleotide messenger RNA. It is a transcript of the gene LDOC1, whose product is annotated as LDOC1 regulator of NFKB signaling. NCBI's taxonomy places the organism in Eukaryota, Metazoa, Chordata, Mammalia, Chiroptera, Phyllostomidae. The transcript has a single exon. The coding region runs from base 192 to 701 and encodes 169 amino acids. The record is from RefSeq and is a predicted model, not a curated record.